Geosmithia morbida is the source of this 1785-nucleotide messenger RNA. Its product is annotated as prolactin regulatory element-binding protein. The transcript is spliced from 3 exons. Lineage: Eukaryota; Fungi; Ascomycota; Sordariomycetes; Hypocreales; Bionectriaceae. Gene Ontology annotation, biological process: protein secretion. The record is from RefSeq and is a predicted model, not a curated record. Bases 1 to 1785 code for a protein of 594 amino acids. Gene Ontology annotation, cellular component: endoplasmic reticulum membrane. Gene Ontology annotation, molecular function: protein binding; GTPase activator activity; guanyl-nucleotide exchange factor activity.
AUGGCUCCCACCCCGCUUCCCGAGGCCACGAUCGAACUCGACUACCCCCUCUACGCUCUCGACUUUGACCCCCAGGAUGCGACUCGGAUAGUAGUUGGUGGAGGAGGAGGAGCGGGAAGGUCAGGAGUUGGGAACAAGAUUACAAUCCUAGAGACAUCGAGCUCGACAUCGACACCGACGCGGACGGAACUCAGGAAGGCGGGCGAGCUCCAGCUGUCCCGCGACGAAGACAGCGUCAUGUCCGUCGCGUUCGGCCCGCACGAGGGCCGCACGACGAGCGUGUACGCCGGGGUCAACUCCGGGCCGGAGUCGGUGGCCAGGGGGGUGAACGAGCACCUGCGCAUCCUGAGGGUAGAGCCGCAGUCCAAGAGCGUGGCGGCCCUGGGCGGCAACAGCGAGGCGACGUCGCCGGUCAGGAUAUCCGAGGUGUCGCGCACGGCCAUGUUCGCCCACCCGGACGAGGACACGUACCAGCGCGUGCUGCGGGUGGCGGGCCGCAUGGGUGCGGCGAGCACGGCCAUGGGCAAGAAACCGCAGCUGGUGGUGUUUGAGACGGCGUCGUCGUCGUCGUCGUCGUCGUCGUCAUCCGAGCCGACGGUGAGGAAGCUGGUGGAGCUGCCGCGCGAGGUGGAGGACCUAGACAUCAUACAGACGGGCCCGGACCGAUUCCAGGUAGCCUUCUGCUACAAGUACGAGCUGCACGUCAUCGACGUCGGCGAGGAUGGGGCGGACACGGCUACGGCCGACCCGGAGCCGGAGCUGGUGUACACGAUGCCCAGCGACGUGCCUGAGCGGCCGGCCUUCCGGUCCCUACGAUACCUGAGCCCCCAGUUUGUUCUGGCGGCGUCGAACCUGCCCCGGCGGAGGGGCGUGGUGCUCCAGGCGCUGCGGCUGCCGUCGCCGCGCAACAAGGGGACGCGGCUGGCGGCCACGGCCAAGGUGUCGCGCGCCAUCAGCGUCACGGCCAUGGCGGUCACCAACCUGAGCCCGCCCGCCGACCCCCUGCACCCCCUGGGCGACACGCAGUUCGCCAUCGCCGUGGCGGGCAACGACUCGUCCCUGUCGCUGUACACGCUCGAGCACAAGAUGGCGGACGACCUCACGCUCCUGGCGGACCUGCACCCCACGCGCACCAUCAAGGAGACGCACCACGGCGGCAACAUCACCGCCCUGGCCUUCUCCACCUUCUCCACGCCCAAGACGCACCUGCGCCCGCAGUACAUCAAGCUGGCCAGCACCUCGCUGCAGAGGUCGGUGGCCUCAAAGGGUCCGUCGUCCAUACGUCUGAUCCUGGUCAUGGCUGCCGUGGCGCUCAUCCUCGCCGCGCUGGGACAGGCGACGCUGGAGAUGCUGGGGAAGAGCGAACCGGUCGUCCACGUACACAGGGUCCUGCCAUCGUGGUACAAGGUCCCCGGGGCCAAGGUGGCCAACGGUAGCAUCGCCGAGGAUGACUUUGCGGCCAAGCUGCUCGGUGACGGGGUGACGGGUGGUGAGGGCAGGGCCGUCGUCGUCGCCCUCAAGACACGGAAGAAGGAUGAGCAGGAUGGUGAGCGGGAUGGCGGUGACGAUAUCAGGGUGGACGUCCAUCAGCCAGAGGUUCAUGGACUGACCAGGUCGUGGGGUGAUCUGGAUGAGGAGCAGAGGGAACGGUGGCGGGUGGCAUUGAGCGAGGCGGGGCUGUGGAGGAGGGAUAUGGGUGAGGGCGUGCUUGGGAGUAUCAUGUUUGGGGUGGAAGAGUCGGAAGACGAUUCAGAGGGCAGGACCGAUGUCAAGGAUGAGCUCUGA